AAAAAUGGUGAACGUAUGGUUUUAUUUUGUUUGGUAUAUUGUAGAACACUGUUGUCGAAUGGUUGUCAGACGUCAGAGAUUCACAUCAAAGACACAGGCUCACAGGUUAUCAAACGAGUUCACCAAGAGAUUCAGACAGAUCCGGAACCAGAGAAGACUGUUGAUCUAAGUCUACUUGGAAGUCAACCACCGGGGUUGGCUGAAUUCCUGGAACGUGUUUAUCCUGAAUUUGCAAAAUGUCUGGAUGAAAAUGCAAGGAGUCAUGCAUUUGAUGGAUAUGAGGUUGAUUGGCAAGAGGAGAAUGAAGUAGUGACAUGCCUCUAUGUUUUAGAGCAUGCACCUUUGAACAGAGAACUUCAGUGUACCAAUCUCUCAUGGAACUGUAAUGGGUCCACGGUGGCAGUGGCUUAUGGGAGAAUGGAUCACCAGGACUGGUGUACUCAUAAGGGCUGUCUCUGUACUUGGAAUGUGGAUCGGGGUAAAGUCUGUCCGACAAAAGCAGACUCAUCAAUCGAUACAACGAGCUGCCUAAUGUGUGUCACAUUCCAUCCCACUCUACCAGCAUUGGUAGCUGGAGGAACAUUUAAUGGUGAAGUGAUGAUUUGGGAUCUGAGUAAAGAUGAUGAGAAUCUUAUUGCUACAUCAGGCAUCAGUGAUGAUACGCACAGAGAACCGGUUACGCAGAUUACAUGGCUUCAAGAUCCUGAUAAACCAAAGAAAUAUGAUAUAAUCAGUACCAGUGCAGACGGGAAGGUUCUUCACUGGUUGUUCAACGAGAAGGGCUCCCUCACAUUAGAAGGAGGGUUCGUCUUGCUGGCUAGCUCCCUGCCUGCUAUGGUCAAUCAAGGGUCAAGGUCAAGGGCUGACGGGGAGAUGGGAGUGAAUGGACUAUCCUUUGUUGAAGAGGACAAGAGUAUGUUUGUGUUAGGCUCAGAAUCGGGAGGAGUUUUCAAAUGCUCCAUGAACUCAAAGGCCUCUGUUCCUACAGGUGAGGUUCUGCUAUCUGUGCCUCUUUACUCCCCCGUCACAUUUGCUUUUCAACCUCACAACGGACCAGUACAUGCUGUGCAAUGCUCACCCUUUCAUCGCAAUCUAUUCCUAUCAUGUGGGACUGAUAUGAGUAUUAGAGUAUACAGUAUGUUAGAGUCAAGACCCAUCUUCUCAAUCGAGCCUGCAUUGGGAUAUCUGUUCUCUGCUCAGUGGUCUCCAGUGCGCCCUCUAGUGUUUGGAGCAGCCACAGGCCAAGGUCAGCUUCUACUGUACGAUCUAAAGAAGAGUAAAGUCAAGCCUGUAUGUACCCUUGAAGCUAGCUUGGAAAAGAAACCACUUCAUGUUGUACAGUUUAAUCAAAAACAUCGGCGUCUCCUAGCAACCGGUGAUGCGCUGGGGACAGUCAUGAUAUGGCAGCUGAGUGAUGAGCUCUCCAUUCAGGCCAAUAGGGAGAUGGAAUCUCUGGCGGACAUCGCUGACUCUGCCCUUGAUCUCUAAACCCAUUCAAAGCAAUUAUUCCACAUUAUCUGCAUUGAAUCAACAUUUCAUUUCAAUCCUCCAAAAUUAAACUGAGGCCAUUAUUCUUUUCAAUACUUCAAACCUGUAAGUUUGAAAGUAUGCAUUUAACUAGACCAUAAAGAAAACUGCUCUAAGUUGUUUUCAAAUAACUUCGAAGUAUGAUAUCUUACUGAGGAGAAAGUCACAUAAUAUUUUGUUGUUAAAUUGUAAGAAUAUAAUUUUGAAAUGAUAUGCAAUCAAUACAUGGCACUGAAAGCACCGUACUAUAAUCCUGCACAGCAAAAGAUUGUUGUGCACAAAAUCUGCACAUGUCAAUCAGUAGAAUAAGUAGAUCAGGGGUUCAAAUCUCUGCUAUGUCAUAAAUCCAAGGUUUACCAGAGCUGAAGCCAGGGUAGUAGUAUUUGAUAUGCACAUUUAUAUACCUUGAAUAGUAGCUAAGACCGCUGAGAAAAAUAUUGGUGCCAUGUGGCGUCAAGGCCGGCCUUGCCUCUGUCCCUACUGUGUGUGUGUAGAGCUUAAUUCCAAUUCUUGUAGUUGGAGUUUUAUGUCAGAGCCUUAAACAUGUUUUAAGAUUAGAAAAAAAAAUCAGUGUUCUUAUCUUAUGUUUUUGUCAUUAUCGUAAGCGUUGUGAGAGGGGUAUUACUUGGGCUGCGUUUAUGCGACCUCAAGCCAAAAUCAUGAUUUGAAUCGUGAUUCAAAACACAAACAUGAAUCACAAUAUCACAGAAUCAGCGUUUAGACGACCUUCAUUCCAAUGCCGUUUCUCCUCAGAUUUGGGCCAAUCCAAUGCGCAUCACUAGUGCGCAGUUUAAUAGAGGAAGUUUUUUGCACAUGUUUCGGCUCUCGAAAAUCUUUUACUUCCAGAAUUCAGUCUAUUAUACCUCAUUUUGUUUACUUCUAUCAUAGGGUCCAUGCUUCUAUCCAUCUUUUCGGUUUAUCGAAAAUGGUAUUUUCAAGUGAAUUUCAGCGUAGAUCCAAUUUAAUAUUGACACUGUUAACUUAACAACUGAGAUCCUUGUCCAGUAAUAGAACUUGAAGUUGAAGACAUGACCAAAAAAUAAAAAGUAGUGGACGAUGUGAUGACCAACACAGAACUUGAACAUUACAAGAAACGCAUGUAUAGCACAUAAUUAUGUACAUAUACACUGAGCAUAUAGAGCGCCUUGAGCUUGGCAAGAGUCAAACCGUAAGUAGCCUGACACAGUGACGUCAUAGAAUCAUGAUUCAAAUCACGAUUGCGUUUAUACAACCUUGUUCGUUCCAGAUUCUACAGAAACGUCUUUGCAAACGCCCCUUUUACCGUGUUUCAUGUUUGUGAUUUGAAAGACGUUUAUUUUCACUUUUGACUAAACGCAAUCGUGAUUCUGCAGAAUCAUGAUUUGAAUCAUGAUUCUAGGGUAAAAAAGUGGCGCAUAAACGCACCCUAGUUCUUACUAAUAUUACAUGAAUAAAUUCAAACCCUACAAUAAUGCUAGAAUUUGAUGAUAUUUAUAUCUGAAAUAGAUGUAGCUAUUUUUGUAUUCUGAGAUAUACUCAUGUUUGAAGUUCAUGAUAGAAAAUAGAUUUCACUUAAUUAAUAUCCAAGAACCAGUUCAUGAAUGGCAAAUGUUAAUGCAGAAGAAUUGUUUUCGCUGAAUGAAUGCAUGCUUUCUUAGAAAGUCAAGAAAUAGCCUAAUACAGCACUUCAGAUCGAUUUACAAAAUUUCUCCUCAAAGGAGGAAGCCACAUAUGUUCAUUAUAUAAGUUGUAUUUUGUAUUUACUUUUGCAAAAUGAAACUUGGAUUGUUUGAUAUUUGAGAUUUAGAUGAAGAUAUGUACUUUUGUAUAAAUUUUGGUGGCUCAGUUGUGAUUCAUUUUGUGAAGGGAAAAGGUAUUUGAAAAAAAUUAUUGUGUGAUUUUAAAAUAGAAAUGUUUGAUGAUAUUGAAUUUAUUUUAUAUAUUGUCAGGUGUGUGUGUAUAGUAGCUAUCGUUCUCUUAUUUUUAACUAGUUGAGAAUGUUGGGGAGGGGAUCCUAAAAAUAGUUGCAAAUAGACUUUUAGUCAUGUCAAGAUACAUUGAUUUGGAAUUCAAUUAUGUAUUAUUAGGUGUGCAUGUGGGGGAGUUUGCUUAGUAAGCCUGAAACAUGCUUAUUAAGAGGGUAUUAAUCCUUAUUCAGAGAGCUGAUAUUCAUAUUUUUUUAUAUGGUAUUAAAUACAUUGCAAGGCUGUCAUGCUUGUAGCUGAAUAUUUUGGCAUGUAUUUCAUAUAGAGGCACUUCUCUGCUUAACCUGGAUGGGAAGAUACUCUUUCAUUUAUUGAGCCCCCCCCCCCCCCAAUCUUACACACACAUUAAUAAAAUAUGUUCAUAUCUGUAUAUACAUAUAAAUCUAAUUUAUCAUAUUUUCUAUCGAAGGACAUGUUUCCUAUAUAUAUUUUAGUAUUCCUAUGUCAAGUGUUAUGUUUAUUUUGCUGUUCACAUGUUUUGUUGUGUAGUAUGUGAUGGUGAUCCUCAAACAUCUUAUAAUAAAUCAUCAUCUUAAUGAGGAA
This is a messenger RNA of Lytechinus pictus (painted urchin), 4034 nucleotides long. Its product is annotated as cytoplasmic dynein 2 intermediate chain 2-like. The transcript is spliced from 12 exons. The record is from RefSeq and is a predicted model, not a curated record. NCBI's taxonomy places the organism in Eukaryota, Metazoa, Echinodermata, Echinoidea, Temnopleuroida, Toxopneustidae. Gene Ontology annotation, biological process: intraciliary transport. Gene Ontology annotation, cellular component: cytoplasmic dynein complex; ciliary plasm. Gene Ontology annotation, molecular function: dynein light chain binding; dynein heavy chain binding. Bases 16 to 1488 code for a protein of 490 amino acids.